GAUCCUGUUUAUCUAUACUAUUGAAAAACGCGACACGGAGACGGUUCCGAGGAUUUAAAAACGCCAUACCGGUAUCGGAAGCAGCAGCCGCAGUAGCCACCCUGCGACGGUGUUAUCACAAUCGAGCAUUCAAAUUGCUUUUAUCACUCGUCGGAUUUUCUCAAUCAUUCUUCUUCAAUCUGUACUAUUUAUCUUUCUCGAGUUCUUCUCUCAAUCAAACCAGUCAUUCCUUUCAAACCCUAACCCUAACAAUGGUGAUGGAUGCAUCCGAAGACCGCACGAAUUUCGAAGACGACUACUCACCUUCAUCAACCGUUUUCAAAUUCGACCGCCCAAUCCCCUUACUUCGAGGACCGUUACUGGCAAGUCCUUCCGACGAUCCAUCCGCGGGUCCUUACGUUCUGGCCUUCCGUGACUCACAAGCUUGGGCCUCUUCAUUCAUAGCCUGCGAGCGCAAAAUCGUUCAGCAAUGCGAGGAAGGGGCAAGGAUUGGUUGCGCUAUCAAUGCUUCCAGCAAGUGCAAGCCUCCUUGGUGGAAGGUUCUGUCCGGUCCCAAACUCUCGGAUUUGAAGGAACGGGAGAUUUGUGAAGUGCGUGAGAUGGAAGAGUGUUUCAAUGUGGCGAAAGAGAAAUGUGUUGGGUUGGCUAGGGAGAAGUGUUUGGCUCCUUUUAGGGAUGCGAGGAUUAAGGUUGGGAAAGGGGUUUUGAGUUCGAAGGAAGCUGUGAAGUUGAUUGGAUGGACUUCAAUGCCAACGAGUAAAAUGAGUUCUAAGUGUUUGAUUGGUGGUGAAUUUGGCGUGACUAAUCGAAGGGCUAGUGAAUUGUUGGAUUAUAAUGAUUUUGUGAAACGAAUUUUGGAUGAGAGACAACACGGGACCGAAAGUUAAAACAAUGGAUCGAGUAAGCACGUCCUGCAUGAUUUUGUCAUCUAAUGUGUCAGAACCUUAUCAGAAUUGCCAUUUCAUAGAGCUUGGCGUAACAAAGUAUCCAGGUUUUUCUUCCCUCUAAUUUUUACUAUUGCUGGCUUUUUUGGGUAAUAAAUAACAAAGAUGUAUUUGUUUAUUUAGUGGCAUUAUAACUUGAAAUCAAAUGCUCCAUAGUUCCAUCUAUUUUGAUAUUUCACAUGGUAACACAUAGAUUCUAAUCUCUGUAUUCUAGAGUCUAACUGAAUUGAAUCUGUUAAUCAAAAUUUCCAUGUACUUCCUUUAUACAAUGAUGUCUUAAUGUUCUUCAAUAUGGCCAGUUUUAACCCUAAUAUAUGGAAACUCGAAUUUUAUGGAGUGCAACCAUAAUGUGUUCACCGCCCCACCAUAUACACGGACAUAAUGAUGAAAGGGAUUUUGAAGGGAACUUUAAUUAUUUAUUCUUGUAUAUGUAUAAAUCGACUUGGUAGGUUAACUCAAGGACAAGGUGCAAGUUUACAUUUCAAUUUUACUUGCUCUAGCUGUUUGAUUGCAUUUGGAAUGGAGCUUCAUUGUUUGUCUAUCAAUGAAUGCUAGUUAAGUAGAAGAUAUUCUGUCUUACUAGCCUUGCUAGUGUCUUUGGUCAAGAGUUCAGCCUUAUACUCAGAUGUGAAAUUUGUUGUAUUUUGUACUUUUAUUGACUGAUAUACUGGUUCUGUCUGAGUUGUCUUCCUGACCAUGUCCAUUUGUAUCUGAUGGACAAAGAUUUAUGGUGUUUUUAAUUGAGAAGUUAACUAAUUUAGUGGUACCUUUUAGCCACUUGGGAAUAGCUCAAGUUAUAAGGGACAAUUAAAGGUUGGGUCAGAAUGCUUCCCUUUAUGAGCGAAAUGUUGGUGAAUAUGUGGUAUACUUUAUGGGCCAGAUCUACUUUGCAAGUUUUGACCCAUUAAAUAAGUGAAUUACUAAUCCCACCCUAUGAAAAUCUGAAAAUGCCCCUCUGAUUCCAGAGAUGUAUCUCCGGACGCACCUCAAGUAUACCAAAUACAUGUGUAAUUAAACCACACCUUCAUUUUGCAAAAAAAAUCUGGAAAUAUACUUCCGGAAUCUGGAAAUACAUUUCCAAUUUGUUUUGCCCAUGUACUGUUUAUCUUUAUCUUCAUAAACUCACCUUUUGAAGAAAAUAGAUGUCAGGAAGUUGAAGCCAAUACCUAAUAAUUUAUGUUGAGAGAACAUUUUCACAUAUUGAAUAGAACUUUAUGCAUUUACAAUUUGACAGUAUAUGACUUUUUGUUGCAGUCAUCUUAAUCAGAUAGUUUUACACACUAAGUACAUUAUUUAAGUUUUGAGAUUCAUAAUUUGACAGAUAGGUUGAUGUUAAUAGGGGAAAUCAUACAAAAGUAUAUUUCAUGAUUUUGGUUUCGAUUACUCCACGUAAGCAAUUCAGAAAUUGCCGGAGUUGCUGCCAUCGUUUUUGGACCCAAGAAAUUUGAAGCCACUACCAAAUGAGAAUGAUAAAGAUAAACCUUACAUGGGCUAGCAAUGAAAACAAAUUCUACGGAAAUGUAUUUCGGACUAUUUUAUUUUUACAAAAUGAAAGUGUGAUUUAUUUAUGCAUGAAUUCGAUGUAUUUGGGGUGCAUCCAGAAGUGUAUCUUUGGAAGUCUUAAUCAUGACGAAUUAAUUUGCGAAAUAAAAAAGCAAGUCUUAAUCCAAGCAUUAUUGGCACAUAGCAAUCAUUUUGAAGAUGAUGUCUAUGUUUGUGGUGGUGAUGAUUUAAUAGCAACCUAGUCUAAAUUCCAAAGUUUGUUUUUUUGCCAUGCCCCUUUGUUCCGUUCUUCUCACAUCGCAAAGGGCAUGUUGUAUGAAAUAGAUGAGUAAAAUGGUUUUUUUUAAUAGAAGUAAAAUUGGGUUUCUUCUCAUACUUUAAUGUAGAACGGUUUAUUAUCUUAUCAGUCAUUUUUUUACAAUAGCAAUCUAAUCCGUUCGCAUGUUAUAAAAUAUUUUUAUUAACUAAAUUUGAAGAUAGAUAAUUCAUAACUUUAAGUAAAAUUUCUCCGAAUGUUCUACAUAGGACUGCGAGUGAGGGUGUAUAAAAUGAAUUACGGCACAACUUUAAAUAUUUUAAGAUAAAAUUGUGGGUAAAUAAAUCCUCAUAAUAGUCUCUCAAGGUUAAAUCAUAACUAAAUAAGAUCUCUAUUUUUUUUGUCAUGGUUAAUCAAUACAAAAUCUCUAAAAACUUAAGACGAUCUUGGUUGGACACGUGCAUAACCGAGCCUUCAUUUAAGUUUUUUCUUUGACUAUUUUCUAAUAUGACCAUUUGUUUCAUAACGGUCAUGCUAGUCCUCUGUUUAUGGACUUCCAUUAGAUUUUUCUGAGCUCCUUCACAUAUGUCUAUUUGUUAAGUUUUUAAAUUAUUUCUUUGUCGUAUUUGGAAGUAUUUUUUUAUGGAGAGAAAUUGGCUUUGCAAAUUGUUUCUUCGAGAAAGUUGGGUUCAGAAAAUUUUUUCAUGAAAAAUAAUCGAUAUUGAGAGAUUUCUUAUUUUCUGAGAAAUUAUUAUCAGUGAUAUUAGUACUAUAUUUGAAGAUUUAAUUUUAGAAUGGUUAUUUUACAUAUACAUUUAGUCAAUAGAUUUUCUUGGUACAUUCAUCCUACAACAUUUAGUCAAUAUUUUUUCUUGGUUAAUGUAUAUCUUUGUUAUUGGAUUAUAUACUUUUCCUCCUUAUUGGUGUUUAGAGGGCAUUCUUUGGCUCAAUCAAAAAACAAAAAGAGAAGAAGAGAGUAUUCCUUUGCACAUUCUCAAACAACCUAUAACAACCUUUUCAUUUUUUUUCCACAAAGGUGGAAUUGUAAUUUUUGACUCAAACAAUUUAAUUUUUAGUCUUGUCUUGAGCAAACAUUUAUCUAUUGCAACACUCUCAUGUGUGAAACCAUGCUUCUUUUUCGGCUAAUUGUUUAAGUGACUAUUAUUUACUUUCAUUCGACAAUAUGAAUCUUAUAGUCGGGGUAGUAAAUUUACAAUAUACGAUAAAUCCAAACUUUAUUAUAUUAAAUAGGGUCGGUUACAUGAAUUAAUUUCUGUCAUAAUGUUCUAUCAAAGCUCAUGUUUUUUUACAAAUUCCUAAUU
This is a messenger RNA of Vicia villosa (hairy vetch), 4025 nucleotides long. RefSeq lists its product as uncharacterized. Lineage: Eukaryota; Viridiplantae; Streptophyta; Magnoliopsida; Fabales; Fabaceae. Gene Ontology annotation, cellular component: plastid. The record is from RefSeq and is a predicted model, not a curated record. The transcript is spliced from 2 exons. The coding region runs from base 252 to 887 and encodes 211 amino acids.